UGAUUCCCGCUUUCGUAUCCCUACCAUACUAAUAGUAUGGAAAGGAUACCAGCGCGGGAUGGAAAAGAAAAACUGAGUUGAUAUUACUGAGUCAUCAGUUGUUGACAACUUAAUUAUCAUCGACUGGAGUUGGCUCGCAGGAAGGUUCGUAUUCCCCCUCGACUUCCCUAUCGAGUACGUGCUAGCGAUCAAGAACGUUAGCAAGGCGGCAAAGCGGAUAUCCAACUUUAUUGCGUGGCUUAUCUACAAUAAUUACUUAAAUUUGGAUCGGAUCCACCUGAUCGGAGGUUCACUUGGAGCACAUCUUGCGGGUCGGGUAGGAACUGAAAUUCAAGAAAUUAUGGGGGGCAGAAAGUUACCACGAAUUACGGGAUUGGAUCCCGCCGGCCCUUUAUUUAAUACACAUUCAGAGCUGAAAAUUGACAAAAGUGACGCCAACUUUGUGGACAUUUAUCACUCAAAUGCCGGCUUGGAAGGUGAUACCACGUUGGAUGGACAUGUGGAUUUUAUGCUAAAUGGCGGACGUCAGCAGCCUGGUUGCAACAUCGUAACAGACUUGGUUUUAGAUUGCAGUCAUAUUUUGAGUCUAUUUUUCUUUCCCGCUACUUUUCAAAAAGCAUACAUCGGAUGUCAAUGUUCGAGUCGUGAGUUGGAUCCGAUCAAUUUUCAGACGUGUUUGGCACACUGCCCGAAUCCAGUUUUUGCAGGAGUAUACGCAUCACACACGACACGCGGCGAGUACCAAGUGAACUUUCCGCAACUAUUGAGUUAAAUAGGAUGAGAAAAUCUUAAGUGUGGUUUACAAAUUUAAUUACGAACGUUUUAUGUAAAUAAGUUAGACGACCCUUUGAAACGAUUUUCGCUGGUGGUUACAUUCUCUUAAUUAAUAAACCCUGCUAACUUAUUGCAGGUAACUUUUCUUCAGCCUACUUCGGAAAUACGCACUCCUUUUCGAGGAAAAAAUAUUUUUUUAACGAGGGGAA
Molecule: messenger RNA, 983 nt
Organism: Folsomia candida
Lineage: Eukaryota; Metazoa; Arthropoda; Collembola; Entomobryomorpha; Isotomidae
Product: lipase member H-like
Exons: 4
Coding region: 341-772 (143 amino acids)
Molecular function (GO): lipase activity
Source: RefSeq, a predicted model, not a curated record